UUUUUGUACAUUACAACAUAGGAUCAUCAAGAUGGAGAAACAAACUGAGAAGGAAACAAAGCCAACAAAUGAGCCAGAACAAGGUAAAGGAAGCACUGAAGAGGUUCCAUUUAAUAAGGACAGUCCUUAUCUGAAAUAUGAUAACUUAGAGGAUUAUAAGAAACAAGGUUAUGGUACAGAAGGUCAUCAGCAACCAACGGAAGGUCGUGGCGCUGGUUCUACAGAAGCACCGACUCCCUCUGGUGCUGAUGUUUCCUCUGAGGCUGAAUUUAAAGCUGCUGAAGCUGUUAAUCACAAAUGAGUUCCUUAGUUUAUGAACUCUUUUGAGUUUCUUAAUUUGUGUUAUAAUAAAAUGUUGUUAUGAUAAAAUGUUGUAUUUUGUUUCGUUCAGAUAA
This is a messenger RNA of Vicia villosa (hairy vetch), 395 nucleotides long. RefSeq lists its product as uncharacterized. The coding region runs from base 32 to 301 and encodes 89 amino acids. The transcript has a single exon. The record is from RefSeq and is a predicted model, not a curated record. Lineage: Eukaryota; Viridiplantae; Streptophyta; Magnoliopsida; Fabales; Fabaceae.